AUGGGACUGUUGGCCCGGUGGCUGGUGCUGGAAGGCGGCUGGGGGAAAGCCAAACACCGCUACUGCUGCUUCGCGUCCAGCGGCGCCCUGCGUGUCUCCUGCCCGCUCAGGCCGCAUGCGCAGCCGGACCCUGGACCCAUGAGCGGUCCGCACAUCACCGGACAUGCGGCCAGAGGAAACCCCGGAGACACAGAGCCACCCACACACGAGCCGGCACCACUCCCGGAACAAGCAGCGGCCCGACAGACUCAGGCCGGCGGCUCCGUGCUGUCUCUGCAGCCAAAAAGAGGUCAGCCGGGCUCCCUGGACAACUCCUCCUCUUCGUCGUCCUCCUACUCCUGCUUCUCCUCAAAGGAGAAGCUGGAGGAGAGGAUGUCCGUCCACAGCUGCAGCGACAGCGGCUUCCGGACUCCCCUCUGCCGGAUCUGCUUCCAGGGACCCGAACAGGGGGAGCUGCUAAGUCCGUGUCGCUGCAGCGGUUCGGUGCGCUGCACCCACGAGCCAUGUCUCAUCAAAUGGAUCAGCGAGAGAGGAUCCUGGAGCUGUGAACUCUGCUACUACAAAUACCACGUCAUUGGCAUCAGCACCAAGAACCCACUGCAGUGGCAGGCCAUCUCUCUGACUGUCAUUGAGAAGGUUCAGAUUGCAGCGGCGGUGCUAGGCAGCCUCUUCCUGGUUGCCAGUAUUUCCUGGUUGGUCUGGUCCUCCGUUAGUCCACAUGCCCGCUGGCAGCGCCAAGACCUGCUGUUCCAGAUCUGCUAUGCCAUGUAUGGCUUCAUGGACCUGGUCUGCAUCGUCCUGAUUGUCCAUGAGGGUCCCUCGGUUUUCCGAAUCUUCCAUCGGUGGCAGGCGGUGAACCAGCGAUGGAAAGUUCUCAACUAUGAUAAGGCGCGUGAUGUGGAGGAGCAGGAGCAGCCAGAGUCAACCCACUGGGGUCCAGAACCAAACCCUCGGAUGGCUCCUCUGUCUGCAGGCACACCGGGUGCUGGUCCUCCCUCCCCUCCCUCCUCCUCCUCCCUGGUGGUGGCUGUGGCCGCCGCUGAGGCCUCGUUACACAGAGUUCCUACUGUUGUCCAGACGAGCGUGCAGCGCAGCGAAGAGGAGGAUUCUGGGAUGUCGCCCAUUUCGACAACAGCAACAGCAACAACAACAACAUCACAAUCAGAUUCCAGCAACAACACUGAACACUCAUCUUCGGUGACGGAACAGAAUCGGAGUUACCGCUGGACCUACAGCCUGCUCCACCUGCUGGGUCACCGCCGGCCCUUCAUGGAACAGCAGGACUCGGAAAACCCAAGACGUGGCCUGGGUCUGGCCCCGCCGCAGCCCAGAGACACCAACCGAGAGCUGGUGAUGAGGGUCACCACGGUCUGA
Messenger RNA from Lampris incognitus (smalleye Pacific opah), 1374 nucleotides. Its product is annotated as E3 ubiquitin-protein ligase MARCHF4-like. The transcript has 5 exons. The record is from RefSeq and is a predicted model, not a curated record. Lineage: Eukaryota; Metazoa; Chordata; Actinopteri; Lampriformes; Lampridae. Bases 1 to 1374 code for a protein of 457 amino acids. Gene Ontology annotation, biological process: protein ubiquitination. Gene Ontology annotation, molecular function: ubiquitin-protein transferase activity; zinc ion binding.